AUGAAAAAGUUAAAACUCACAGGACUUGUCCCAGCAUGGAGAUUGUACUCACAGAACCUGCCUCAGCACCUAGGACUUACCUCAACACUGAGAUUGCACUCACAUGACUUAUCCCAGCACACAGAACAUUCCCUGGCAUGUAGAUUGCACUCACAGGACUUACCCCAGCUCUUAGAAAUUACCCUGGCACAGAGACUGCAUUCACAGGACUUGCCAUUGCACCCAAGACUUACAACAGCACUGAGAUUGCACACACAGGACUUGCACUCACAGGCCUUGCCUCAGCACGGAGAUCACAGUCACAGGACUUGCACAAGCACUGAGGUUGCACUCACAGACUCACAGGACUUGCCCCAGCACCCUGGACUUACCCCAGCAUUUAGACAACACUCACAGGUUGUGAGUGUUGUCCCUAGCAUUCAGGACUUGACCCAGCACCAAGGACUCACCCCAGCAUUUACAUUGCACUCACAGGUCAUCCCCUUGCACCCAAGAGUUACCCUAGCUCAGAGACUGCACUCACAGGACUUUUCCAGGACUUCUAACCGCUUCCUGCAUGCAUCGGAUGGAAGAGAUGCUGGAUAUGAGAUUUACGGUAGCAACAAAGGCAACUUUACAUUGCCCACGAGAGUACGCUCUCAUACUCUAACGGCUGAAUCAGCCUCACGCUACAUCCCACA
Messenger RNA from Pelobates cultripes (western spadefoot toad), 680 nucleotides. Lineage: Eukaryota; Metazoa; Chordata; Amphibia; Anura; Pelobatidae. The record is from the annotation of a GenBank genome assembly.